Messenger RNA from Pseudocercospora fijiensis CIRAD86, 528 nucleotides. RefSeq lists its product as uncharacterized. The coding region runs from base 82 to 339 and encodes 85 amino acids. The record is from RefSeq and is a predicted model, not a curated record. The transcript is spliced from 3 exons. Lineage: Eukaryota; Fungi; Ascomycota; Dothideomycetes; Mycosphaerellales; Mycosphaerellaceae.
ACAACACGAACAACAUCCUCAACCAACGGAACCAUCAGCCUCUAUCACUCACCACACAACACACCUACGAACACCGCCAACAUGACUGACGCCGGCCGCAAGGAUCUCUCCGACAAGAUCGGGGACAAGGUCACUCCAGACAACUCCAAGUCCACCCCCGACAAGGUCGGCGACGCUAUCACUGGCGCCGGCGACAAGGUCCAGCGUGACGCCGUCCCAGACUCCCACAAGUCCACCGGCCAGUCGGUCCAGGACAAGGCCAGCCGCGAGAAGGAUGCUCACAGUGAUGGUUCUUUCCUCGACAAGACCAAGGAGAAGUUGGGCCUUGGCAAGCACUAGGAGCAUUUUAAGGACAGGACACAUCUGAAGGAUCAUCAUCUGCAUCGACACCGAACUGAGUAGGUGGCCUGGGAUCGCGCAUCAUGACCUGCUGUAUGACAUGGAGUUUGGUUGAUGAUUGAUGGAUGGCAUGCCGAUACCACUGUGAUAAGAUAGUCGAUAUGAGAAUGGAAUGAGAAUUGGUCUCUG